AUGGGCGACUGGAGUGCCUUAGCCAAGCUUCUAAAAAAGGUUCAGCCCUACUCCAUGGUUGGAGGAAAGGUAUGGCUCAAGGUCCUUUUCAUCUUCCGCAUCCUGCUCCUGGGGACUGCCAUUGAGUCAGCCUGGAGUGAUGAGCAGCUGAAGUUCCGUUGCAACACUCAGCAGCCUGGCUGUGAAAACAUCUGCUACGACCAAGCUUUCCCCAUCUCUCACGUGCACCUCUGGGUCCUCCAGGUCAUCUUCGUGUCUGUACCCACACUCUUAUACCUGGCACACGUGUUCUAUGAGACCCGGCAGAACCAGACCCUGAAGAAGCUAGAGAAGGAGCUUGGAGUUGUUCGUGUUAAUGGUGCCUAUGUGGAAGCGCACUUACAGCAAACUGAAGAAAAGAAGUUCGAGAGUGGCAGUGAAGAACAAGCUAAGGUGGAAAGGAAAGGCCGGUUGCUGCUAACCUACAUGCUCAGUAUCUUCUUCAAGUCUGUCUUUGAGGUGACCUUCAUGCUGGUCCAGUGGUACAUUUAUGGAUUUACCCUGAGGGCAGUUUACAUUUGUGAGCAAGCUCCUUGCCCACAUCAGGUGGACUGCUUCAUCUCUCGCCCCACAGAAAAAACCAUCUUCAUCCUCUUCAUGCUGGUGGUGUCCCUGGUGUCUUUAGCCUUGAAUAUCCUUGAGCUGUCCUAUGUCCUAUAUAAGGUCAUUAAGAAUCAUGUGAGAAAGGAGGAUGAGGUUUACUAUAGUAUAGCUGAUCUCCAGAGCCUUUCCCAUGCCUCCUCACCAAAUGCUCUCACUACCACGUUUUCUGAGGAUCAGGUGGUUCCUGGGGAACAUUAUCGGUUACGGUGCGUAACAGAGUCUAGUGGGGGAAGGCAGGCAGACAGUGUCUUUUCUGGCCUGCACUCAGCCUUUUCUUCACCCUGA
Molecule: messenger RNA, 927 nt
Organism: Chionomys nivalis (European snow vole)
Lineage: Eukaryota; Metazoa; Chordata; Mammalia; Rodentia; Cricetidae
Product: gap junction alpha-6 protein-like
Exons: 1
Coding region: 1-927 (308 amino acids)
Biological process (GO): cell communication
Cellular component (GO): connexin complex
Source: RefSeq, a predicted model, not a curated record